Megalops cyprinoides (Indo-Pacific tarpon) is the source of this 4800-nucleotide messenger RNA. RefSeq lists its product as uncharacterized. Gene Ontology annotation, molecular function: oxidoreductase activity, acting on the CH-OH group of donors, NAD or NADP as acceptor; transcription corepressor activity; NAD binding. The coding region runs from base 1 to 3132 and encodes 1043 amino acids. NCBI's taxonomy places the organism in Eukaryota, Metazoa, Chordata, Actinopteri, Elopiformes, Megalopidae. The transcript has 9 exons. The record is from RefSeq and is a predicted model, not a curated record.
AUGCUUGUUUCCUGCAAGCAGUCGGGUCUCGGGCGAUCCCAGAGCUGGGACGCGCUGGGGGGGAAUGAGGGACAGUGGGACGGGGAAGGCAGCUACGAGCAGCACGCCAGGAUUGCGGGCCGCAGGAACUCGCUGACGUACGGGGGCGACGGCGGAGGCUGGUACGAACCGCCCCCCGGAGCGCGUCCCCCCGACCCGGAGCUCAAACGGGAGCCCUACUCCUACCAGGACUCGCUGUACAGCCAGGGCUACACGGACAGGCACGAGCAGCGCGCCAUGAGGAAGAGCUCCGUCCCCGAGCUCAACAGCCACUACGACAGGCAGGUGCUGGCGGCCAGGAGCCCCCUGCCCCCCCAGGAUUACUACCAUGACCCUGCGCUGGCCCCCCGCCCCCCUGAAGACCCGCGCGGCUUUUACAGGGGAGAGCAGCACCCGCUCAGCAGGUCUGCUCCUCAUUAUGGGAUGGCGGGCGGCCGGCCCCCGUGGGACGCAGCGCAGGGCAGACCGGUCCCGCCGGCCCCCGCUCCCACCCCUGCCCCCCCUCCCCCCGCCCACGAGAUGAGCCGUGUCUACAGGGAGCCCCCUCCCCCGAAGAUGCUGCCGGACGGCCAGCGCCUCCCCCUCAGGGACAUCUCACCGGGUCGCUACGCGGCCGACCCCCCUGUCCCACGCUAUGCCGCUGAGCCACCCCCCCUCCCCCGCCCCCUCUACAACGACGUGAACGGCCGGCCCCUGGACCCCCGUCAGCCCACGGCCACCUGCCUGGUGGUGGACCCGGCGCCGCAGGGGCUGGACGGGACGGCCCCACGUGGGAUGCUGCCGCGGCAGGAGAGUCCCUCCGCCUACGCCCCGGUGCCUGUGCAGAAGCUGUCCUACGAGCCCAGCUACGACCCCGGCGCCUCUGCGGGAGUCCCCGUCGCCACGCCCGGCUCUACCGCGCCUCCCCCGCACCUCCCCCCCGCGGCGGCCCCCGUGCCGGUGGCAGCGCCCCCUCCAGCGCCCCCUGCAGCCUCAGCCGUGCCCCCGCCCCCCCCACCGGACCCGAAGAGCACUGCGGACCCCGAGUUCCUGGCGCUGCUUCGCGGGGAGGGCCUGUCGGAGAGCAGCAUCACCUCCCUCCUCCAGCAGGGCUUCGACUCCCCCGCCAUGCUGGCCGUCAUGGAGGAGAACGAUGUGCGCUCGGUGGCGCCCAACCUGGGCCAGGCGCGGGUGCUGUCCCGCCUGACACAGGGGCUCAGACGCCCGGCCGAGCCGCCCCUCCCCGCCCGCCCCCGGUCCAACAGCUUCAGCCACCGCAACGACCUGUACCUGCAGCAGCCGGCCCUCGACCCCGGCCUCCUGCAGCAGCCCCCCAGCGGCCUGCAGACCAUGCCCCCCCGCAUGGGCGAGGUCAUGGGCAGGAGGCCCAACAGCGCUCCCUCUCAGCACCUGCUGGAAACUGCCACCUACCCUGGCAUGCGCUCCCCCGUGGGGUUCCCCGGCAGCCCGGGGGGGUACGGAGCCCCGAUGGUGCAGGCCCGGCCCAUGUCGGCGUACGCGGGCCACCCCGCUGCCACACCUGGCCUGGCACAGCAGCAGACCCCGCUGCCCAUCAACGCCAUGGCGCCCAAGGCCUACUCCACCAACUACACCGUGCCCAUGGAGCUGAUGAAGAGGGCCCCCAGCCUGCCCCCCAUGUCCCCCCUGCACAGCCCCCACCCCAGCCCCCAGCUGAUGCGCAAGUCGGGGCCUCAGGCCGAAAACGCCCUGCUGCCUGGCGGCCCCGCCCACCAGGCCCAGAACAUCGCCAACCAGAAGCUGAGCCGCCGCACCGGCCCGCCUGUCAUCGUCUCCACUAUGGCGUCACCUGACUCAAGUAUCCGACCCCAGAUCAUGAACGGGCCGAUGCACCCGCGCCCCCUGGUGGCGCUGCUGGAUGGGCGUGACUGCACGGUGGAGAUGCCCAUCCUCAAAGACCUGGCCACUGUGGCCUUCUGUGACGCCCAGUCCACCCAGGAGAUUCACGAGAAGGUUCUGAACGAGGCAGUGGGCGCUCUGAUGUACCACACCAUCACACUGACCCGUGAGGACCUGGAGAAGUUCAAGGCUCUCCGCAUCAUCAUCCGCAUCGGCAGCGGCUACGACAACAUCGACAUCAAGGCGGCCGGAGAGCUGGGGAUCGCUGUGUGUAACAUCCCCUCGGCGGCAGUGGAGGAGACGGCCGACUCCACCAUGUGCCACAUCUUGAACCUGUACCGGCGGAACACCUGGCUGUACCAGGCGCUGCGGGAGGGCACACGUGUGCAGAGCGUGGAGCAGAUCCGCGAGGUGGCGUCCGGAGCCGCCCGCAUCCGCGGGGAGACGCUGGGACUCAUCGGCUUCGGUCGCUCGGGGCAGGCGGUGGCGGUGCGGGCCAAGGCCUUCGGCUUCAACGUGAUCUUCUACGACCCGUACCUGCAGGACGGGCUGGAGCGGUCUCUGGGCGUGCAGCGCGUCUACACCCUGCAGGACCUGCUUUAUCAGAGCGACUGCGUCUCGCUGCACUGCAACCUCAACGAGCACAACCACCACCUGAUCAACGACUUCACCAUCAAACAGAUGCGGCAGGGGGCGUUCCUGGUGAAUUCGGCGCGGGGAGGCCUGGUGGAUGAGAAAGCCCUCGCUCAGGCCCUGAAGGAGGGGAGGAUACGUGGGGCGGCCCUCGAUGUGCACGAGUCAGAGCCCUUCAGUUUUGCCCAGGGCCCGCUGAAGGAUGCUCCUAACCUCAUCUGCACCCCCCACACGGCCUGGUACAGUGAGCAGGCCUCUCUGGAGAUGAGGGAGGCGGCCGCCACGGAGAUCCGCAGAGCCAUCACAGGCCGCAUCCCUGACAGUCUGAGGAACUGUGUCAACAAGGAGUUCUUUGUCACCACAGCACCCUGGUCAGUGAUUGACCAGCAAGUACACCCUGAACUCAAUGGCGCAGCCUACAGGUACCCGCCAGGUGUGGUGGGUGUGGCUCCAGGUGGCAUCCCGGGGGCGAUGGAAGGCAUGGUGCCAGGGGGCGUGCCCAUCGCCCACACCCUGCCGUCUGGGACGCACCCCUCGCAGGCCCCGUCGCCCAACCAGCCCUCCAAACACGGCGACACCAGAGAGCACCUAACCGAGCAAUAGCACUAACCCAGGAGCGCUCACACCCACACUCAGCCGGGACCAAGAGACAGUGAACUCCCCCACCGCCAACCGGUGCGGGAGACACCAUGUUCCACGGAUUUGUACUUUUUCCAUUUUGGUUCUUUUUAAAACAAUUUUUACCCUCGCCUCGAGGGUAAUGCAUUUGGCUCCGUAUGUAUGUAUGUUUGUCUGUCUGUCUCUGUCUCUGCCUGUCUGUCUAUCUGCAUCCAUCAAAGGGGCGCAGUAACAACGUUUCACCACUAGAGGUCAAGGUUGUAUCAAAUGGACAGAGGUUUGCAAUCUCCAAUUGCAAUUGUUCUCUUUUUGGUUUAGUGUAUAUUUCCUUUGGCAGUGCUGACACCAUUUGGGUGGGUGAGGACGCUUUGUGAGCCACUGGUAGCCUCAGCCUCACCCACCCCUCACCUCCUCCGAAGGAUUGCUUUCUGAAGAACCAACCAGAGAGCUCUGCAGAACGAGGUCAUCCUGUGUUACUGCUCAAGACCCCGCCCACUCUCAGCCCCGCCCCCUCUCUUCUAGCCUGCUCUCUCACCCGUUUCAGUUAAUGUGUUUCUUUACCUUCUUAGUUUACUCUGUUUUAUAUCCCAAAAACUAAAUAUUUGUCUUUUGUUCUUCAAUGUGAAAAAAAGCUAAAAUCAAAAAUAAAAAAAAGAUUAUAAAAUAUUUAUAUUUAUCAGACAACAGAAAAGGAAAAGAUUGCCCUUGGCAGCAGCAAUCGAUGGUGUGGACUUUAACCCUUUCCUGGUCAGAUGCUUGUCCUUGAUGAAUCUUGCCAUGCAGUUCUCUGAAGGUGCGGUCUCCAGUAGGGGGCGCUCUUGGAGGUGGACCAUGCUUCUUUAACGCUAUUUGGUAGCCAGCAGAUUCCUCCACACUCAGUUUUUUGUAUCUAUCCAACACUAAUACAUGAUAAACUGAUAAAGUACAUGAGUAUCACAGAAAAGUGUGAAUCUGAACACUGUUAAAAAGGUCGUGCACUCUGUAUUUCUCUGUGAACAGUAAUCAGUGCAGGAGGUGACUGUAGGAAUGAGAAACACCAGCCUUUUGAGAGUUUUCAGUAAAUUUCCCAGUGUGUGAAACAUCGGAUUGCCCAUAUCUCUGCAGUCAGUAGUGCAACCUGGGCUAUAAGCAACUUAUCUUUGAAAUUGUUUAUAAAUAUAAACUAUUCCAGUCAAAUCCUUGCAGACAGGAAAGGGUUAAAGCAAAGUUUAUUUCUUACUGACUCAGGAAAACACUUUUUGCAGAUAAUUUUUUCCCAAAUAUUGUCUGAGAAAGAAAAAGGUCUGAAUAUUUUCUCUCCUACCCCUGGUUUCCCAUUGUGGUAUUUUUAUAUACUAAACAUCCCAUGUUUCUGGUGUUUAAAGUUUUGCAGUCCUGCUAGAUUUGUAUUGACUAAAUUGUUCUUAUAACCAUAGUCUUAUGUGAAGCACCCCUUCUGUUUUGUUCUAAUGAAAGCCAGUUGGAGCUCUUGGGGGCGUUGUGUACUCUGUGAGAAAUAGCAUAAUCCUUCUAGUGUCCCAACUAUAGCGAGAGGAGCCUGCCAGCAGUAUGUUUGGUUUUUAGUGUGAGUAUUUGUAUUUGUUUCUUGUACAAGGUGAACAUUUAGCAUUCAGUGCAGUUCAAAUAAAAAAAUACACUUCUGAAAUUGUGUUC